Molecule: messenger RNA, 2622 nt
Organism: Acipenser ruthenus (sterlet)
Lineage: Eukaryota; Metazoa; Chordata; Actinopteri; Acipenseriformes; Acipenseridae
Product: interferon-induced GTP-binding protein Mx-like
Exons: 13
Coding region: 295-2109 (604 amino acids)
Biological process (GO): defense response to virus
Cellular component (GO): cytoplasm; nucleus; microtubule
Molecular function (GO): microtubule binding; GTPase activity; GTP binding
Source: RefSeq, a predicted model, not a curated record
AUCCUGAUGCUAUGCUGCUACAAUGUGUGUUGGAUUAACAGCGAUUUAAGAAAUUCAAUUCAGCUGCACUAAGGGGGUGUCUACAAAGUCCUUUACGCUUCUAAGUUUCCCUUUUAUGUUUCAUGUUCCUAUGAAACGAAACUUAGCAUCAUUGUAACAAGCAGUGGGUGUUGCCUUUUUGAAUUACGUAGCAUGAUGGAGGGUAUUUAAAGGACAAGAUUUGAAAGGCUGCUUGUUGGAAGCUCCCUGUGCAUUGAUAACCUGGGCAGAUAGAAGCUGAACAGCAGUUUAAAAAUGGAGAACGUUCUGCACGAUCUCUAUGAGGACAAGGUGCGACCCUACCUUGAUUUCAUUGAUUCCCUGAGAGCGCUAGGUGUGGAUCAGGACCUGCCGUUACCCACCAUUGUUGUCAUCGGAGACCAGAGUUCUGGGAAGAGCUCCGUACUUGAGGCUCUGUCUGGUGUAUCUCUACCAAGAGGUGGUGGGCUUAUGACGCGAUGUCCUCUGGAACUGAUCCUAAAAAAUGUCAAAACGGAUGAAUGGAAAGGGAUGAUCGCUUACAAGGACUAUGAGAAAAAGCUUGGAGACCCCUCUGAGGUGGAGAGAGAAAUUAAAAAAGCUCAAGAUACUGUGGCUGACAAGAAUAAUGAAAUCAGCACUGAGCGGAUCACUCUGAAGAUCGAGUCCAGAACGGCUCCAGAUUUAACCCUCAUUGACCUGCCAGGAAUAGCCAGAAAUCCAGUGGGAAACCAGUCACAUGACAUAGAGAAGAUAAUCAAGAAGUUAAUCAACUCUUACAUCAAGAAGGCAGAAGCAAUAAACCUGGUGGUCAUUCCAUGCAACACUGACAUCGCUACAGCUGAAGCCUUGAAAAUGGCCAAAGAAGUGGAUCCUUCAGGAGAGAGAACUCUGGCUGUGCUAACAAAACCAGACCUGAUAGACAAAGGAGCUGAAGAACAGGUGAACAAGCUGCUCCGGAAUGAGCUUGUCUUCCUGCAGAAAGGGUACUUGAUUGUCAGGUGUCGUGGACAACAGGACAUUGAUGACAAGAUGUCCUUGUCCGAAGCCCUUAAACAGGAAAAUGAGUUUUUUGAAUCCAGUAAGCAUUUCAGGUACAGACUCACGAGUGAGCUUGUCCAUAAGAUCAAGAAAUCCCUUUCUACAAUUGAAUCCCAGCUUCAGAGUAAAGUUGAGAAAACCAACCAGGAACUGGCAUCGAUGGGAGACGCGCCAUCUGAUGAUUCCGAAAAAAAAAGCUUCCUGAGCAAUAAAAUAAGGGAAUUCUGCAAUGACAUCAUUGCCCUGGCAUCUGGAGAUUUUUCCCAGGAUUUUGUGAGCAAUUUGAAGCUGUUUCCUGUUAGUCGAGAGUGUUUUGAGAAGUGGCACUGCUAUCUGGAACAGCAGGAAUCCGAUUUAGAGACUGAGGAUGACUUCCGUAACAAGGCAGAAGCUUAUAUCGAAAGCAGCUAUGGAAGACAGUUGCCAGGAUUCUUACACUACGGGGUUUUUGAAUCUACAGCCAAAUACCUUAUCAGUAAAUUAGAGGAACCUGCUUUGGAUAUGCAGAAAAAAAUUUCAGAUAAGGUGAAGUCUGUGCUUAACGAAUUGGCUUAUAAGCAUUUUGUUGGAUUGCCCAACUUGCUGAAGGAGACAAAGGUUAUAAUUGACAAAAUCCGCCAAAUGCAAGAUGAUGAAGCCGAGCACAUGAUAAACACGCUCUUCAGGAUGGAGUCAAUGAUUUAUACACAGGAUGCGACUUACAGCUACAGGCUGGAGCUGAUGGAGGACACAGAGGAAGGCUGUAUGCACAAUCAUAACAAGGGUCUGAUCAGCAGAAAAUCAGAGGCCUCACAUCUGACAACCCAUCUGAAAACCUAUUACAAGAUUGCUUCCAAUCGUCUGGCGGACCUUGUGCCAAUGGCUAUCAAGUACCACCAGAUACAGGAGUCGGUCACCAAGCUGCAGGGAGAGAUGUUCAGUAUUCUCCAGAAGAGGGACCUGGUGGAUGAGCUGGUGGAGGAGGAGGGAACUGCAGCAGAGAAGCGCCGAACUCUCAUAGAGCGUCGAGAGCGUCUGAACAAAGCACGCUUGGCUUUGAUCAAAUUCUAGUCAUCAUGUUAAUAACACUGUGUUUUUAUUAAUAAAUCCUUAACUCAUCCCUCUCCCAUAGCAAUUGUUUUGAAUAUGCUUUCUUCACUUUAAAGCAUCCCUGAUUUGUACAACACAGCUUCUGAGAAAUCUUCCACAACAGUCAACAGGAAAUGUUUUACUUCUUAUCAUGCACCUGCCUGGGAAUACAUUUUAAUGAUGGCACUGCUACCUAAAAACAAAGUCUGUGCUAAAAAUACCUGAAACUUUUCAUUUUCCCAGUGAAAUUAAUCAGAAAGUGCAAGACGGUGGCUUUAACUUAGCAUAGGACCAGAUAUCAUGUCUUUAAAUGAAAAUACGUCUGCUAUAGCAUAAAGGCGUGGCACAGACUUUUUAUGGAACUAUUUUGGUAGCUGCAAUUACUUUAAGCACUGAUUGGUCAGGCCAGUUAAUUUUUUCCAACAGCACAAAACUUGGAACCUUAUCCUUCAGCAUCCUACGUUUCAGAGUUCAAAUCUAAAGCUGGGACUAACU